This is a messenger RNA of Pocillopora meandrina, 5628 nucleotides long. The record is from the annotation of a GenBank genome assembly. NCBI's taxonomy places the organism in Eukaryota, Metazoa, Cnidaria, Anthozoa, Scleractinia, Pocilloporidae.
CGAUAGGAAUGGCAUCAGACUUACCGGAUUCCAAAACGACACACAGUUAAGGUAAAUCAAUUUUACCUCCUAUUCCCAUACUUAUUUGAAAAUUCAGGGUUUUUGUUCCCUAUGCUCAAAAAUAGCCUUUGUUUAUGUAUAGAUUGUCAGGGUGGUAGGACGGAAAAUACCACGAACCCCCUUAUUGGCUAACCCUGGUUUGAAAUUUGUGUCCUCCAGCUUGAGUGUUGAUUUCAGAACAAUUUAAGGAUUGUAAAGGUAUCUUGUCAACUAAGGUCUCGAAUACUAAUCGUAAAAUCUCGAAACUCUUGCACUCUCGUCUUUCAGUACAUUUUGCUUUGGAGUCUCGUUUUUUCUUGUUUUGUUUUGCUUUUAUUCUGCAAAACUGUUCGAAGUGUUCUUUACGAAAGGUUUUAAGUAUUUUGCAAGUUAACACACACAAAUCGUGAAAACUACCGAUUAUUUAACAAAUAGAGAAGCCUUCACUGUGCUAUGUCCUGUUAAAAAGCACGCAGGUAGCGGCUAGAGCACGAAAGAAGUGUAGGGAGAAACACGAGACGUAGUCGAGUGUUUCUUCCCACUUCUUGAGUGCUCUAGCCGCUUCCUAAGUCUCUAAUACAGAAUCUUGAAGUGAAAUGUUCAGUGAACUUCAGCCGAAUUAUGGCUCAUAAAAACACGCGAGUUUUUUCACAUGAAAAGGUAGAAAACAAACUGUUCAAGGCGAGUGUUUUUUGAAUGAACGACAGCCGAAUCCACCGGAAUAUAAAGACGCUCGUGAUGACAGCACCGCAAAACUCGGCUGCAGUGACUGAUGUAACUUUCCACUCAACGUAUCGGAAAGGAUAUCAGAGCAAGCUCUUAUUUUUUCACUCGAAGGGCAGCCGAUGUAGUUUCUGAGUCUUGCUUUCCUGUGAUGACCGGAGAUCGCCAUGAUGAGCGAGCCGCGAUGAACUUCAGCAUGAUCAUAUUCGCUCAGACACCGUCAUGAUUAGUAUGAAUUUUUAACAAUUAUGCCAGUUUGGUUAUAUUUUUCAUCACUUCUGUUUUGUUUUUAACACUGAACUUUAUAUACUAUACGAGUGUUAGCUGUGUUUGAUUUUUAUUACCGUUCGUAAGCUUGCAAUCUAACUGAGCGUGAAAGUCUUUAAAACUCGGAAUGUUUAUUUUGUUUUUCCUUUGAGGAUUUUCGUAUCUGCUCACGUUUUAAUAACGUAAACUAGUAAUAACCACAGGUUAGGAAGUGCGUGCGAGGGCUAUGCAUGAUUUGUUUGCGUUUGUAACAGCUCUCGAUCGCUCUACAGUUCAAGUCUUCAAUGGAUCAACGCCAAGGUCAAUGGACGCACAGCUCUCGAUCGCUCUACAGUUCAAGUCUUCAAUGGAUCAACGCCAAGGUCAAUGGACGCACAGCUCUCGAUCGCUCUACAGUUCAAGUCUUCAAUGGAUCAACGCCAAGGUCAAUGGACGCACAGCUCUCGCUCUACAGUUCAACAACGCCAAGGAGGAACACAGAUCUCUCGCAAUGGCCGGAAGAUUUCGAUACCUGACAACAACAGACACGAACAGGAAACGUUCCGAUCACAAGUUCACACGCUCGAUUUUGAUUGGACAGCGCGCCAGCUAUGCAUGAGCUGCACGUGAUUCUUCGACGAAAUAGACGUCGUCCACGUGAUAAAAUUGUGUUGUGUGCAUUCCAAAUUAUGGACCGCCACUUCUGCAUGAACUGCACGUGAUUCUUGACAUUCUUUAUGCUCUACACUCUCAUAGAGCACGCUCUUUCAACCAAUGACAGCGCGCGUUAUAUCCGAACUUUAUUAUAAAAGCCAAAUAAUAGUGUUGAAUCUAACACCGCGGGCAACGCACGUUAGUUAAAAAAAAAACUCAUAACUUUUAUCUAGGGUAACGCUAUCGUGGGCGAAUAUAUGUGAUGAUGUAUAUUUUUAACUGCCAAGCUGGCUAAACAUUUAUGGAAAUGUUUUCAGGGAUGAAGUAUUCUCGGAGUCAAUUUCAGUGGCUUUUAAGUGCGUGACCUUUUAAGCCACAAAUAUUUUCUUUACGUGUAAACGUCCAGAAGCGUGAUAUCUUGUGAUUUGAGCGAGUGCAUACAUUGUCAUGCGUGACAGAGACAAAGCAUUAAAAUUGACGAAGAAACGUCUUGAAAGGUUACGCAUAUCUUUUGCGGCGGUUUCUAUGAUCUACUAACCUUGUCUUAACACUCCCUUUAACCUGGGAUGUAAUCAGCUUUAGUGCAUUACUCAGGAUUUUUUACGUUCAUACUUCUCACAAUUGACAACCUUAAAAAGUUUUCGUUUAAAACUCGGGAAAAAUGUUACUCAAUGUUUCUCAUGAGUUUUUCAUGCAUCCUAUUCAACACAGCGGUGAAAUCUCUGUAGUAUAUGUGUUACUAAUGGGCCCCACUUACUAUGACGAUAUGCCACGUAUUUAAGGCUAAAAGUUGACAUAAUCCGAUGGCAGUAAUCGCUUUUCUUUUCGCUUACUUCUGCUGUGUUAGAUCAGCAAACUAUAAAAUAGCAGUAUCAUAUGUAUACAGAACACUUUCGGCCAUCUAUACCAUUGCAAUACUUGAAUUGUUUUGUCAUGUUACAAGAUUACGUAGGGUGGAUCUUGCAGUGAAGUACUAGCUUAAUUACCCUCUCAUAUUAGUAUGCUCUCCUUUUCAUAUUGUUUGAAGCAGCCUGAAUCCAACAUUGUUUAAUUUCUACUAUUCAUAGAUUUAAAUCAACCGACAAUGUGCAUUGUAUUCAUGUACUUUUGUGACGACCCAAGCCCUGAUGGAUACCGUCUGAUUGUUGCAUCAAACAGAGAUGAGGUUUAUUCCAGACCUACAGCCCAAGCAAAGUUUUGGGACGAAUAUCCUGAUAUCAUUGCAGGUAAUCUGUUUUAAUUAAACAGUGUUUCCCUUUUUACAUGUAAGAGACUUUUACUAAAUAGAGAAACCGUCAUCAACUGGUCUCUGUACGCUCGCAAGUGCGCCGAGCCUGUUAGGCCAGCGACGAAAAGAGAUUCUGAUUCACUUCUUGGUCUUGUAGGAUUUCCUAGCCUCAAAUGGGUUGGGGGUUUUCAGUUAAGGCGGGCCCUUUAAGAAUCCCAGACCCAUAAGAACUAAAACAUUGAAAACAACUACAACUCGUCCUUAUUUGCUUCAUAACGAAGGACAUUUCCAGCUCAUUUAAAUGGCAAAACUAGUUUAACAGAAUCCGACUUGUUUUGUGCGCAGGAAUGGACAUGAAGUCAGGAAGAGAAGGUGGAACGUGGAUUGGAAUGAAAAGUGAUGGCAAAUUUGCUGCUACUACGUUUUACAGACAGUCGAAAAAGUUCACUACCUCUAAAGCAAAAGGGAGAGGCCAUCUUGUUUCAGACUUUCUGAAGGGUGACGAUGACGUUGAGAAUCACCUCAAGAAAGUAAGUAACGAAGGAGACCUCUACAAUGGAUUCAAUCUUUUGGUGGGUGAAUUGUCACCAAAUGGUGAGACCGAGGUGGGAUGGUACUGUAACAUUGAAGAUAAACAAGUCACAAUGUUGAAACCUGGGAUUCACGUUUUAUCGAACAAAACGUUGAACUGUUCUUGGCCCAAGAUGGGUUAUGGGAAAAAAAGAUUCGCCAGAAUAAUAGAAGAAACUUCAACUAAAGAAGAUCUUGUUGACGAGCUGCUCUGGCUGCUGAAGGCCCGACAGAGGUAAGUGCAGUUUUUGUUCUCCGUAGCUUGUGAAAGCCGUAAACUGAUCGACUCCAAUAAAGUGUUGGAAAUUAAUAAUAGUCAUUAAAUAGAAUAGGAGAGAUGGUAAGUUUUGAGCUCGGUUAAGACAUAGAGAAAGAUGUUUUCGUCUUGUCGCGAACGUGGGACAAAGAAAAAAAUUCUGAGGCCCCCCUGAGGAAUCAAAACUUAGACCUUCGGAUUCCGCGCUCCGAUACUCAACCGCUGAGCCACAGAGACUCUACGAUGAGCGAGGUCUAUUACGAAGUUCAUAUCACACGCAUCGUGCAUACUUCUAGGAUCAGCAAUGUCGAUAGCGUCAUGUUUUUAAAUAGAAUAAGAGAGAUGGUAAGUUUUCAGCUUGGUAAAGAAAUAGAGAAAGAUGUUUUUCGUCUUGUCGCCUCAUUCUUUGAUCAAGCCACAUACUAGAUCAGCACUUGUACUCAUUAGCUUUCCUGUUGUGUUGCGGUGUUCAGAUCUUUUAGUGUAAGUUGCGGUGAUCACAACAACUUCAUUGCGGCUCAAGAUGAAGGGUUCGAUGAAGCUCUUAUUGAAGCGUCACGGGCAGUUUUUGUCAGGCAUCAAGUUAUGAAUUUUGGAACAAGGUAGGAACUGCGUCAAUUUUGGUAAGAGUUGAUUGGAAAAGAGAAAAAUUCUAUUUAGGAAUCGCAGUUAUUAUCAUGUUCCUUGCCUCUCAAAGCUAGGGUUUCCAUAAUUGAAAAUACUAAGAUUUACGAAUAUAAAUUUUCUUUCCUAGUUAUAUUUGUUUUUAUGUUCAAACAUGCUCAAAUAUGAGCCAAACUGAAACUAGCCUAGUUCCAGGACGCUCUCUCGUAGUCUCUCACAGUCGAUCCAUCCCUGUUAACUAACCUCAGCGAAUAGCCGUCUUAUUUGACUGACCACGCCACAGUCCUAGAAACUAGGGAAAACAUUAGCUCCUAGUUCCAUAUGGUUCACGGAAACUGCUAAUAUUAUAUCCGCCGCGUAUGCAAUCUUCAUUGUUGCAGGUAAUUUAGUGUUAACAACUAAGUUGAAAACAUAAAUUAGCCACCGUAAAGGGUAAAAAAGCUGACGUUUCGAGCGUUAGCCCUUCCCCAUCGCUCUGACGAAGGGCUAACGCUCGAAAUGUCAGCUUUUUUACCCUUUACGAUGGCUAAUUUACGUUUUCAACUCAGUUGUUAACACUAAAUUACCUGCUAUACUCUUCCACCGACGCAGCACCACAGUUUCUUUAGAAACUGACCCCUUUAUUCAAUCUUCAUUGUUGUCUACUUGUUCUCAGAACCAACACAGUGAUGUUAGUUGAUGCCAAUGGACACGCUACGUAUGUUGAGAGAACUAUGGACGAGAUUGCCUCUGACCCUGAUGAAGCAGAGUGGACAGUGAACUCCUAUGAGUUUGAAAUGUUCCAGAAGACUGGUAUCUGCACCGCGCACGAAAAAUCAAAAGAAAAACCUAAAAGAAGGAAGAAAGGCAUUUGGAAUAUAGAAGGGAUCCUGGAGAAAUCCUAGCUUGCAAAUAAACUGACGUUAUAAUAAAUCAGACAAUUGUUUACUCACCCAAAAAGCAUCAAGCUACAACAAUAUACGUGUGUUUGCUCAAUGAGGAAACACUUGUUAAUAGGUAAAGGCAUUUACAAGUUUUGAUGGCCAAAGAUAAACGCGAUGCGGAUUUGUUAGUUCAAUUACAUGAGCCGUGUUUUAAUUUUAUCUCGAACUGCGGUUCCCGAGAGUUAUUGGCGAAACCAAAGACUACGAGGAGCACUACGAGAAUAACCAAAGCAUUAAAAUCACGAUUUCAACCGAAAUUUGUCGUACCGCUGAUAAAAAAUGCUGAGUAAGCUUCGCUAGACAACAAAACAUCCAGAGCCAUAAACAAUAUUUAUUUUUUCAUACCAUUAACAAGAUAAAAACUG